UUCUCUCUGGUACACGUCAUCUAUCUAUCUCCGGCGAUCCGUGCCGCAGCAGCUAGCCUUGCUAGUGAGCUCUUGCUGGUGUGUCGACCGCCGAUGGUGAGGACGAUGGCAGGCAAGGGAGGAAGCAAUGGCAGCGGCGGCGGUCGGGAGUCCAAGCAGAAGCCGGCGCUCCUCCUGGGGCGGUACGAGGUGGGGAAGCUGCUGGGGCAGGGCAACUUCGCCAAGGUGUACCACGCGCGCAACGUGCUGACGGGCGAGGAGGUGGCCAUCAAGGUGAUGGAGAAGGAGAAGAUCUUCAAGUCCGGUCUGAUGGCGCACAUCAAGCGCGAGAUCGCCGUGCUCCGGCGGGUGCGCCACCCGCACAUCGUGCAGCUCUACGAGGUGAUGGCCACCAAGCUGCGCAUCUACUUCGUGAUGGAGUACGUGCGCGGCGGCGAGCUGUUCGCGCGCGUCGCGCGGGGCCGGCUCCGGGACGCCGACGCCCGGCGCUACUUCCAGCAGCUGGUGUCCUCCGUCGCCUUCUGCCACGCGCGCGGGGUGUACCACCGGGACAUCAAGCCCGAGAACCUCCUCCUCGACGACGCCGGCGACCUCAAGGUCUCCGACUUCGGCCUCUCCGCGGUGGCCGACCAGAUGCGACACGACGGUCUGUUCCACACUUUCUGCGGCACCCCGGCCUACGUGGCGCCGGAGGUGCUCUCCCGCCGCGGCUACGACGCCGCCAAGGCCGACCUCUGGUCCUGCGGCGUCGUGCUCUUCGUGCUCGCCGCCGGCUACCUCCCGUUCCAGGACCGCAACCUCGUGGCCAUGUACCGCAAGAUCCACAGGGGCGAGUUCCGCUGCCCCAAGUGGUUCUCGCCGGAGCUGACCCGCCUCCUGCGCCGCGUCCUCGACACCAACCCGCAGCGACGCGCCACCGCCGACGAGAUCAUGGACGACGAGUGGUUCAAGGUCGGCUUCCGCCGCUUCUCCUUCCGCAUCGAGGACGACCGCUCCUUCACCUGCUUCGACCUGGACGACGACGACGACGUCGACGCGUCCACCUCGCCGCCCGAGCCCGACACGCCACGGGCAGACGCCGCUCCCAAGAAGCCGAGAAAGGGUAGCGCCGCCGGGCUGACGUCGUGCGCGUCGGCGCCGUCGCUGCUGCAGCUGGAAUCGCGCAGCAGCGGGCUCGGCGGGAGCAGCCGGCGGCGGUCGAGCCUGAACGCGUUCGACAUCAUCUCGUUCUCGAGGGGAUUCGACCUCUCGGGCCUGUUCGAGGACGGCGAAGGGGGAGGUGUGCCGGAGCAUCCGCCCCACCCGGCGGCGGCGCGGUUCGUGUCGGCGGCUCCCGUGGAGCAGAUCCUGGCCACGCUGGAGGGGGCCGCGUCGGCGGCCGGCAUGGUGGUGCGCGAGAGGGACGACGGGUCCAUCAGCAUGGAGGGGACGCGAGAGGGCGAGCACGGCGCGCUGGCGGUCGCCGCGGAGAUCUACGAGCUCACGCCGGAGCUGCUUGUCGUGGAGGUUCGCCGCAAGUCCGGCGGUGCCGCCGAGUACGAGGAGUUCUUCCGGGCGCAGCUGAAGCCCAACCUGCGCGACCUCGUCUGCGACGAGCCGACACUGCUCCAAUCCGACGACCGCUCUCGGAGCCUAUGAGCUGUCCUGUGUUGUGGUGAUCGUGGCCGGCGCGCGUUCCAUCCGUGCUCAUGCGUGCACGCGCGUAUCAACGCAUGCGCAUGCACGCACGUUCGUCGUCCAUGACUGCCGCGUACAUACUUGAUUGUUAUUAUACGCCUAUACACACACAAGUACAAAUACAUGCAGAAGGGGAUUGUGAGUACGUACGUGUGAUGGGGUUUUAUACGUAUAAAUACUAUGGUACACCAGGGUUUUUUUGGGCAGUGCUGUGGUCUUGUGGAUGGUAUUUGGGAGCAUCCAUACAUGACAGCACUAUUGCAUAUACGUAUCAAUAGGGUGAAUGUUCAAAAGAAAUGUAAUUUUUGUGUGCGCGUAUCUAAUACCAAAAGGGAUUAUGUAACAGCUAGGAGAUUUGUUGUGUUGCAACUGU
Molecule: messenger RNA, 2050 nt
Organism: Sorghum bicolor (sorghum)
Lineage: Eukaryota; Viridiplantae; Streptophyta; Magnoliopsida; Poales; Poaceae
Product: putative CBL-interacting protein kinase 13
Exons: 1
Coding region: 94-1638 (514 amino acids)
Biological process (GO): signal transduction; protein phosphorylation
Molecular function (GO): ATP binding; protein kinase activity
Source: RefSeq, a predicted model, not a curated record